UUAAUUGUCUUUUUGGGGUUAAUAAAAGUUAAAUUUUUUUUAUUAAAAGAUAAAAAUUUGGUUUAUUAAGAUUUAAAUUGAUUGAAUUAUUUAAUUAAAAUUGGAAAACUUAUCACAAAUAUUGAGUUUAUACCACUCUGUAAUAUUUUGAUUUAUAUAUUCACAAAUGCAGAAAGCUUCAUGUGAAGAAGAAUUAGCAAACCAAGAAAUAUUUUGAAAUAACUGCGUGUAAAAGUUUGUCCAAUAAUGUAUCGCAUGGAAAUUUUUUCGCAAUAAUUUUGGAAAAAAUCGUAUAAAUAUUAGAGUCUGGCCUACCUGUUCAACGAAAAGAAUAUUGUCUCGUCAGUUGCAACAACAGUAUCGACAACGACAACAACAAAUUAAGCAGAAAGACAAAAAUAGAUAAAAAAAUUCAAUAAAAUAAAAUAGUCUCACCAUAAAAAUAUGCCUCUCUCAAUGCAUCCAGCAAAAAAUUCUAAAAUGUCGACCGAACCGCCACCACCAGCACCACCAGCGUUACCACUACCAGAGCAGCCAACAGCCACAAACACACAGACGCUACCACCGACGCCACCAAGAACCAUAAAAUCGACACUAUCACUCAUAUUCAGGCGAAUCAGACCCUACCUCCUCGUCAUCUUCCUCAUCUUCAGCCUCAUCAUCGGCAUAGUGACCGGCAUCGUCAUGCGGAACAACAACGCGACUGCCGACUGGACCAGCCGACAAUUUAUCUACUUCAAAUUUCCAGGUGACCUUUUGAUGCGUGCCCUCAAGGCCCUCGUUUUACCCCUUAUCGUCUCCAGUCUCAUAUCCGGAUUGGCCUCCCUGGAUUUGAAAACUUCCGGCAAAAUUGGUGUUUAUUCUAUUGUCUACUACGUAUUGACAACCUGCUUAGCCGUGAUUAAUGGAAUAAUUUUAGUGACUUCCAUACAGCCUGGUUUCAAAGCAAAUUCAGCCACUAACCAAACUGCGGCUGAUAAGAAGACUGAGCAAGCAAGCAUGGGAGAUUCCUUUCUUGAUCUACUAAGAAACCUGAUUCCUGAUAACAUCGUCGAAGCAGCAUUCAGACAAUCGAAGACGAAACUAAUUCCGAUAACAAAUUCUUUCUUUCAUCCUGACAAUCACCACCAUUAUCAUCCUCAUCAUCAUCAUAACCACCAUUAUAAUCCAACGUUAUACGACAUAUCGGUAAUAAAGGAAGAUGGAUCGAACGUAUUGGGGCUUGUACUUUUCUCACUGGCCCUCGGUGUCGCUGUGGCCAAGCUGGGGGAGUUGGGGCGACCGUUUGCCCAGAUGUGCACCGGCCUGGCCGAGGCAUCCAUGAUUCUAGUGACCCUGGUUAUUUGGUACUCGCCCAUUGGAAUAAUCUUCCUAAUAGCCCAUGAAAUAAUUAGAAUGGAUAAUCCCAUGGCCAGUCUGUUUUCUUUGGGCUGGUACAUGUUGACGGUGUUGGUUGGCUUGUUAACGCACGGAUUCAUUGUCCUCCCUCUGAUAUAUUUCAUCGCCGUCAGGAAAAACCCUUUCCGGUACAUGCUCCAGAUGAGUCAGGCCAUGCUCACUGCCUUUGGCACUGCCUCAAGUUCUGCAACCCUUCCAGUGACCUACCGAUGCUUGGAGGAUAAUUUAAAAGUGGAUCGACGCGUGACUCGCUUCAUGCUGCCAGUCGGGGCGACCAUCAACAUGGAUGGCACGGCCCUCUACGAAGCGGUGGCUGCCAUCUUCAUCGCCCAAGCAAACCACCUUCACCUCAACAUCGCACAGAUCCUUGCUGUCAGUUUAACGGCAACAUUAGCAUCAAUCGGAGCAGCUAGCAUCCCACAGGCGGGCCUCGUGACCAUGGUCAUCGUACUCAGUGCUGUUGGACUUCCGGCCGAAGAAGUCACAAAAAUCCUGGCCAUUGAUUGGCUGCUAGAUCGCUUCCGGACGGCCAUCAACGUAGAAGGGGACGCAAUUGGGGCAGGCAUAGUCCACCACCUCUGCCGGAAACAACUGGACCAAGGGAUGGAGGACCCGACUGGAGAUGACGAAAUAGCCAUUGAAAUUACAAACGAUGGCCAUGAUGGGGGUAACCGUAGCAGUAGUGACGUUCGCGGCGACAAUGACGUUCGCGGUGGCAGGCGUAGGGGUAGCGGUGGCGGUAAAGAAUUCGAAAAUCGAGUUAAGAAUGGUGGCCAUCUUUCAAAUUUCAAUAAGAAUUCGACGCUCGAGAGCGGAAAGGCAUACCUCAUAGAUGCGUAUGACGUCAUCGAUGAUUACGAAAAUUAUAAUAAUAAUAAUAAUAAUAAAAAUAAUAAUAAUAAAAAUAAUAAUAAUUACAAUAAAAAUAACAAAAAUGUCGUAAACAACGGUGAUGUUGUAUAUCUCGAUCGUGGUACUGAUGACGGUGAUGAUGAUGAUGAUGGUUGUGGUGAUGGUAAUGAUCUCUAUAUGACUUCCGUUUAGAUCAAUCGAGAUACAUUUGCAAUGGUGAUGAUAAUUUAUUAAUUUUGACCGAUCGUUCGUUUACUCUGAUUAUAUUCUUAGUGUUAAUUUGUUAUCUUUGGUUCGCUAAUUAUGAUGAAACCUGGUGUUGAAAGUUUUUUUUUCUUUAUUUUGGAUGAUUUUGUGUGUAAAUUGUUUCGAAAUAGUUUCAGGUUUAAAGUUAAUUUCAAUAUAAAAAAAACAAA
Messenger RNA from Helobdella robusta, 2666 nucleotides. RefSeq lists its product as hypothetical. The transcript is spliced from 11 exons. Gene Ontology annotation, cellular component: plasma membrane. The coding region runs from base 445 to 2442 and encodes 665 amino acids. The record is from RefSeq and is a predicted model, not a curated record. Gene Ontology annotation, molecular function: glutamate:sodium symporter activity; L-glutamate transmembrane transporter activity; neutral L-amino acid transmembrane transporter activity. Gene Ontology annotation, biological process: L-glutamate transmembrane transport. Lineage: Eukaryota; Metazoa; Annelida; Clitellata; Rhynchobdellida; Glossiphoniidae.